Molecule: messenger RNA, 1124 nt
Organism: Amyelois transitella
Lineage: Eukaryota; Metazoa; Arthropoda; Insecta; Lepidoptera; Pyralidae
Product: superkiller complex protein 8
Exons: 7
Coding region: 128-1081 (317 amino acids)
Molecular function (GO): protein binding
Source: RefSeq, a predicted model, not a curated record
AUUAAAAAUUUCUGACUUACAUUAUUUACGUUUAGAACUGUGUAACCUUAGACAUUAUAUAUUAAAACCUGUGUGUCUAACUUAUUUGUAACUUUCGUACAUACAUUUCGUAUACAUUCAAGUCAAUAUGCCUGCAGCAUCUACGCAUUCAAUACUUCUAAAAAAAGAAAAUGUGCAUGAAGAUCCCAUUUACAGCUGUAAAUGGGCAAAAACGAACACAACUGGUGAUUCCAUGGGCAAUUUGAAAGACUUUAUAGUGACCGGAGGUUUGGAUGGCUUAGUUAAAGUAUGGCACUUUGAGAACAAUAAGUUAGAACUUAUGCACACUCUACAAGGACAUGCCAUGGCUGUUGUUUCAGUUGCGGCUAGUCCAGAUGGACAUACUAUAGCAAGUGCUUCCCAAGACUCAUGUUUGAUCAUCUGGGACCUGUUAUCAGGAAACAAAGUUCAUGAGAUAGAGACAGGGGCCACAGACGUGUGGUCUGUUGCCUUUUCUCCUGAUGGCACUCAGGUUGUCUCUGGCAGCCAUACAGGGAAGAUUUUUAUCUAUGGAAUACAGAAGGGAACCGCAGAUAGAAUGUUGGAUUCAAGAGGGAAAUUCGCAAUGAGUAUUGCUUGGAGUCCAGACAAUAAGUACAUAGUAAGCGGUGCAGUGGACGGUACCGUGUGCAUAUUCGACGUAGCUCAAGCCAAACUAUUGCACACAAUCGAAGCACAUACCCAUUCUGUUCGAAGUGUGGCUUUUUCGCCCAAUUCUCAACUAAUUGUGACCGCUUCGGAAGACGGGAAAGUGAAGAUUUAUAAUGUAGCAAGUGCCAGCCUCCAGUCAACCCUUAACCAUAAGACAUGGGUAUUCUCUGCUCUGUUCUCGCCGGAUGGCAGUCGCGUAGCCGCAGCGGCCGCCGACGGGACCGUUCAAAUCGCCAGUGUGGACAAGCUCAAAGUACUCCAUACAUUUCAAGAGCACACGGCCGCAGUAUGCAGUCUUCAGUUCAACACUACUGGCGAUAAACUUAUAUCCGUAUCUAAAGACAAGAGUUUAAUUCUAUAUGAAUGUCCCCUGCCUGUUAAAAAGAAAUAAAGUUAUUUAAAUUAUGUAAAAUUUUAUUGGAUUGUCCUACUUU